Suricata suricatta (meerkat) is the source of this 3138-nucleotide messenger RNA. It is a transcript of the gene RACGAP1, whose product is annotated as Rac GTPase activating protein 1. Lineage: Eukaryota; Metazoa; Chordata; Mammalia; Carnivora; Herpestidae. The record is from RefSeq and is a predicted model, not a curated record. The transcript is spliced from 17 exons. Gene Ontology annotation, biological process: signal transduction. The coding region runs from base 83 to 1981 and encodes 632 amino acids.
GCGUUGCUUCUCUGCCGUUGGGUGAGGCGCGGAGGGAAGUGGAAGGCGGCCCAGGUAGGGCCAGGCGCACACGGCCAGAAAGAUGGAUACGACGAUGCUGAAUUUGCGGAAUCUGUUUGAGCAGCUUGCACGCCGGGUGGAGAUUCUCAGUGAAGGAAAUGAACUCCAAUUCAUCCAGUUGGCAAAGGACUUUGAGGAUUUCCGUAAAAAGUGGCAGAGAACAGACCACGAACUGGGGAAGUACAAGGAUCUUUUGAUGAAAGCAGAGACUGAGCGUAGUGCGCUGGAUGUUAAGCUGAAGCAUGCACGCAAUCAGGUGGAUGUGGAGAUCAAACGGAGACAGCGAGCUGAGGCUGACUGUGAGAAGCUGGAAAGACAGAUUCAGCUGAUUCGAGAGAUGCUCAUGUGUGACACAUCUGGCAGCAUUCAACUAAGCGAGGAGCAAAAAUCAGCUCUGGCUUUUCUCAACAGAGGCCAACCAUCCAGCGGCAGUGCUGGGAACAAAAGAUUGUCAACUAUUGACGAAUCUGGUUCCAUUUUAUCGGAUAUCAGCUUUGACAAGACUGAUGAAUCGCUGGAUUGGGAUUCUUCCUUGGCAAAGACUUUCAAACUGAAGAAGAGAGAAAAGAGGCGUUCUAGUAGCCGACAGUUCAUUGAUGGUCCCCCCGGACCUGUAAAGAAGACUCGUUCCAUUGGCUCCACGGUAGACCAGGGGAAUGAAUCCAUAGUUGCAAAAACUACAGUGACUGUUCCCAAUGAUGGUGGGCCCAUCGAAGCUGUGUCCACGAUUGAGACUGUGCCGUAUUGGACGAGAAGCCGAAGGAAAACAGGUACCCUACAACCUUGGAACAGCGACUCUACCUUGAGCAGCAGGCAGCUGGAGCCAAGAUCGGAGGCAGACAGUGGCGGCACUCCCCAGAAUAAUGGAGGGAUGCGCCUGCAUGACUUUGUCUCUAAGACGGUUAUUAAACCUGAAUCUUGUGUUCCAUGUGGAAAGAGGAUAAAGUUUGGCAAGCUGUCUCUGAAGUGUCGAGACUGUCGUGUGGUUUCUCAUCCAGAAUGCCGGGACCGCUGUCCCCUUCCCUGCAUUCCUACUCUGAUAGGAACACCUGUCAAGAUUGGAGAGGGAAUGCUGGCAGAUUAUGUGUCCCAGACUUCUCCAAUGAUCCCCUCCAUUGUUGUCCAUUGUGUAAAUGAGAUUGAGCAGAGAGGGCUGACUGAGACAGGCCUGUAUCGGAUCUCUGGCUGUGACCGGACAGUAAAGGAGCUGAAAGAGAAAUUCCUCAGAGUGAAAACUGUACCUCUUCUCAGCAAAGUGGAUGAUAUCCACGCUAUCUGUAGCCUCCUGAAGGACUUCCUUCGAAAUCUCAAAGAACCCCUUCUGACCUUUCGGCUGAACAAGACUUUCAUGGAAGCAGCAGAAAUCCCAGAUGAGGACAACAGCAAGGCUGCCAUGUACCAGGCUAUUGCUGACCUGCCCCAGGCCAACAGAGACACAUUAGCUUUUCUCAUGAUUCACUUGCAGAGAGUGGCUCAGAGCCCAAAUACUAAAAUGGAUGUUGCCAAUCUGGCUAAAGUCUUUGGGCCUACCAUAGUUGCCCAUGCUGUGCCCAAUCCAGAUCCAGUGGUAAUGUUGCAGGACAUCAAACGUCAGCCCAAGGUGGUAGAGUGCCUGCUAUCACUGCCUCUGGAAUACUGGAGUCGGUUCAUGAUGGUGGAACAAGAGAACGUUGACCCCAUGCAUGUCAUUGAAAAUUCAAAUGCCUUUUCAACACCACAGACCCCAGAUAUUAAAGUGAGUUUGCUGGGGCCCGUGACCACUCCUGAGCAUCAGCUUCUCAAGACUCCUUCAUCUAGUUCCCUGUCGCAGAGAGUCCGCUCCACCCUCACCAAGAACACGCCCAGAUUUGGGAGCAAAAGCAAAUCUGCCACCAACCUAGGACGACAAGGCAACUUUUUUGCUUCUCCAAUGCUCAAGUGAAGUCGUGUCUACUGUUACUUGCCAGCAUUUACUGACUGCAGGAAGGGUGCACCUGUACGCUCUGCUCUGUAGCCUCCUGUACUCAUUACUACUUUUAGCAUUCUCCAGGCUUUUAAUCAAGUGUAAUUGUGCAUGGGGGUUUUAUUAAAACUAUAUAUAUCUCCCUCUUUCUCCUCAAGUAAUGUAAUAUCAACACCUUGUGCAGUCGUUGUUGGGAACUUGUAGAUGGGAGAUCUUUACAGUGGUAGAAAGGAUAAUGUGGGAUGCGUUGUGAUUCUAGGGGGAAGCUGGGGGAAGGUGCAUCCCUUUGGCUUAAAGCCAAAUGCUGCUCAUGGAAUGAUCUUUCUCUGAUGUUAUUUAGAACUAGUUUCCCUGAGAUGGUGACAAAAGCCCCACCUCUUUGGUGAGACUGACUUGUCUCAGGGUGGGAGGUGGGAGGGCAGUGUAAAAAAAGGUUGGACAGAAGAUUUAGGAUUUAGGAUGGUUCCUUCUGAGAACUUGGAAGGUCCCUUCCCCCAGUGUGAACUAAGCGAUAAUAUGGAGUCAUCAUAGAAAUGGGACAGGAUGAGGACAGAACUAGUGACGGGGGUGAGCUCAGCCGUGAUUCAGGUUGAUUAGGUUCAAUAGUGUUAAGUGGCACGACCUUGUAAAAGUGAUAUUCCUGCUUGUAUUUAUCUCUAAUGGACUUUUGGUUUGGUUGGGGUCAAAGCCAGUUUGCACUUCAGUUGAAUUCAUUCUGAUGCUUGACCCUCCUGUCUCUUUGUCCAUUGGAGCCCUACUUCUGAAGGUCAUAUGCCAUCUAUCUGGUGUCCCAGUUUGCAAUUAAGAGUAGGCUAUAAGGGAGAUUGUCAAUAUUUUAUGUGGCAAGAAAAGCCACACUCAUUUUGUCUUUGCACUUUGGUUGCCAGAAUCUUCCUAUGGAACAUAGCCACAGCUAGAUAAAUAGGAACUUUUUCUUUUAUUAAAAUUAUUUCCAAUAUCUAUAAAUGUGCUUUUUUCUGUAGGAUGUUUUUGACCCAUAGUGACUCCUGUCUGUAAAACACAUAUUUGGAAUAUUUGGAGAAAAAGUAAAUAGUUUUUUCAAAACGACUGUGAGGUUGAUUUUCUUGUCUUGGAAAGUAACUGUCAACACCUUUUUAAGAAAAUAUUUUUCCUCA